AUGAGUAAGAGGCAGGAGGAAGAACUCGAUUUAUUGGUGCAGAAAAUCAAAGGUUCAUCUUCAAAGAAGAGUGGAGAAGGGAAUCCAUUCACGUGGAACUUGACUGCAAUAGGUCAGCCUACUGUUCAAUUGGAGAAGAUGAGUGAUGGAUGUGCUAGUGGAAGCUUGAAGGGAGAGAUGAAUCCUAGGGUUUCUGAGGUUCACGUGAAAAGGCAACUAACCUGGUCGAAAAAAUCAGAGAUAAAGGAAGGAUAG
This is a messenger RNA of Oldenlandia corymbosa var. corymbosa, 255 nucleotides long. Lineage: Eukaryota; Viridiplantae; Streptophyta; Magnoliopsida; Gentianales; Rubiaceae. The record is from the annotation of a GenBank genome assembly.